AAGACAAUUUUUUUUUGUGGAAGAAAUAGAAAAUAAACACGCUUGAGCGGAGAAUAUUAAACCUCUGCAGAAAUAGUUGCAGGAAAAGCAUCCGGGGCGAACAGGUUGGCAACUAUACGUACGUCAAAAAACAUGUUGAUCCCCGCGACGAGAUAUAGCAAGGUAGUUGCGGUAUUCGCAACCCUUGACGUCCUCGGUUUUUUAUUCCAGCACAUCAAAACCGUCCGCAGUGAAGAGCGUGUUCCUAGUACCGGUCCCGCGACGGAGGUGGCACAACAACAAAAUCCACAGCCAGCUAAAGAUUCCCGUCGUCUGUUCCACAGCGCGAAUCUGGCUCUGGAUUCCGUCCUGGGCGGUUCCUGCGAAUCUUGCGGCGACACGCAGCAGGGCCAGGGGUCCUGGGACAACCAGUUUCGGUGCUCGGAGCAGGGAGGCGGCGUCCACCAAAUUUGCUACCGGAACAUCCGGAACAGCGGGCUGUCCGCGAAAACCGGCCAGCCUACCACACAGAAACAAGCAGGCAGGUCAGAUUAUUUGUAAUGCAAAAAUAAAUACACAAGAUCACCCCUGCGUAUCCAUAUCCUCAACAGCAUGCUAUGGCGUCGCCCAUGGCAAAUUUUUCGGUGUAUUUGUUUUUGCAUUUAUACAAAUGUGCCCUGCUAGCGUUUUCCUCUGGGAUACAGCCAAACUGGAGCGACGACCGGUGCGAAGACUGCAACCACUGCGUCUGCCUGGGCGCGUGGGCACUGUACGUGGCGAAGGGCGGGCGCCGGUUGUCGCGGUCCGCGGAAAAGUGGCGGGAGUUGCGGGAUAAAGAUUUCGAGCCGAUGGACGUCGCGAGCAAAACCCCUCCGUUAAAGCGGCUGCUGUUGUCCAAGAAGAUGCCGCACAACAUGCUGAAGUGCACGGCGAUCCCGGAAACCGCGCUGCAAUACCGGUACGUGAAUAAUUGGAACACGUGGAACGGACACGAACUACCAAACCAGGUGAUUGACGGGGUAGAGGAGUUAUCCUGUGCAAAAGUAUCGUACUCGUAUUGCAAUCAUGCAUUACAAAUCUUCUUUUUAAGGUAAAUCUGCAUUACAAAUUUCAUUUCUCAUGCUGAGGAAAUUUGUAAUGCAUUUAUAGGAGGACGAUACUUUUGCAGUUCAUAGGAGUUGGUGGCGCAGUGCCUCGAACAGAGCUCGACGGCCAACCAGAAGAAACAUCUGACGGAUUUGUACUGCGGGAUGGCAUAUCCACUGCAAAUAUGGAUCUGGGUCUGGAAGGAUGCAGGGUCUGUCAUGCUUGUCUGGCAUGACUGAAGAGCUUGUGAUGCGCGUCCAAGAACAGACCCUUUUGCUUGUUAUGCAAGACGCACUUUGUCAUGCGGAAACCGCAACACUUAGGCACGAAAAUAUUUCUCAUCAUGCUUGGCUGUGCAUUACAGAGCAUUCAAUAUUUCCAACUCAGCAUCACAAGUUUCCAGAGCCACACGUAUUUGCAGUUGAUAUGGCUCUGCAAACAUCCUCACUGAACACGCGGCCGGCGUACAACGAACUGUGCAAGGGAUAUGGAACUGUCAGGAUCGAAAUCGUCAAAGUUGAAAUGAUUUGCCAUGCAUAAAAUGGAUGCCAGUUGUAAGUCCCGCAUGACAAAUUUGGGUGGAACGGAAAUCCAGUUUGUCAUGCUGUCUGGGUAAGGGCGACGCCUUUUGUCAUGCUACUUUGGCAGCGUCAUUCCUACCCCACCUCAAAACAGGCUUACAAGCUGGCUCACUUGCCGACUCCGCAAGACAGGCGCUUCGUGGGUUGCGUUUUGUGCAUGACAAAUCAUUUCAACUUUGCCGAUUUCGAUCCUGACACAUCCAUAAGGGGGAAUCGCAGCCGGCGCCCGCCCCCGCGGCCGCCCCUGCGAUGAGCUACGUGGCCCCGACGCCAGCAGCAAGCGCGCAGCAGGUGUCGACGGGGGUGCAACCCAGCAGCACUACUUCGACCGUCAAUGCGCAAGCUCCGCCCACCCAGAACAACCCGCCCAUGAUUGCGGCCGCGCCAGGAGCUAGUGGUAGUGGCGCCGUCAGCACGACGUCAAGCAGCACUGGGAAUUCCGUGUCCGCGCGCCAGCCGGCGGCAGCGUCGGGUGCCACGUCAGCCGAGCGCGUCAACCCAACCUCCUCGCAGGACACCAGAAUAAACCGCUCUUCCUAUCCUGAGUAAAAACGUCCCCACACCAUAGUCAAGAUGGGGAAUCGGCUAGACAAAUCAGCCAGCUUUGGUUGUUUGGCAUGACAAGUUUGUCCGCGUAGUGUAGUGCUGUUUGAGCUAGUUUAGCAGCGUUACAGAUCUAGUAUCUCGCGCUGAUUGGAGCAUGACAAAUUUCAAAACCGCGCUAGAAAAUGCUUCUCAUGGGGCUCCGCAUGAGAAACAUUUUAAGCAUGCAGAGUUGCAUGACAACUAUGGUGUGGGUACGUUUUUACUCAGGAUACUUCCUCGUCAGGAGGCCAGCAGGCGGUGCAGACGAAUUUCAAAAUCAGCUCGAAGUAUCCUAUGUAAAAACGCACCCCAUAGUCAAGAUGGGCAAUCUGCAAGACAAACCUUGAAGUUUUGGGAGUCACGCAUGACAAGUUGCGGGCUGUGCUGUAGUUUAGCUUAGCAAGGGAAGCCGCAUAAUAAAUCCAUCUCCUUAUCCUGCCUACAGCAUUACAAGUUCCAAAACACGAUGGGAAAUGCCUCUCAUGGGGAUGCGCAUUACAAAUGCUCUUGUGCUUGCAAAUCUGCAUGACAACUCUGGGGGGGGGACGUUUUUACUCAGGAUACGAAGGUCAGCGGCUUCAACAACCUGAUCGAGGCCCGGGCGGUGCUGCACACGGGAAACACGAAUUUGGUGAGCAACUUGUGCCGCAGCUUCGUGCAGACAGUCGGGGCGAGCUCGGACGAUUGCGUUGUCAACCGGAUUAUCAAAUGCAAAAAUGUCUGGGUCUGGAACCAUGCGCGAUUUGUCAUGCAGCUUUUCCAUGACCCUUGAGGUCUGGAAAGCAGGACGUAGCAUGACAGAUUCUGUGCGAUCUCUCUCAUGCCCAUCCUGCAUGACAAACUCCCUCCCUAGUUGGUCAAAACUGGACGACUUUUGGCAAUCAUGCAGCACAGACUUUUGUAUGCUUCAGAUUUAGCAUGACAAUUUGCAGCAUUCUUCCAGACCCAGACACUUUUACAUUUCAUACGGAUUGUCGUGACAAGCAGCCGGCGGUCGUUGGGAGAAAGUAUGCCUGAGGGUCAUGAUGAUGUGCUUGUUGAACCGACCAAGGAAACACACGACCGAAACCUCCAAACGCAACAGUUCAAUAUGCAGACCGACAUUUCCCUGACCGCGCAAACGGCGCAGCAGGCCAGCAUGUUCGAAUCCCGCGUGUCUACCGCUCCGGCAGUGGUGGAGGCGAGCAUGAAUCAGGCCAUGCCCACCGGCGUCCUGCUUACCGGCUCGUCCACGGCACUGGGGGGCCGGACGGUGGUGAGUAGCGGAAGCAGCAUGACAAGUUUCGCACUGAGCAGCGACCGAGUGGGGGGGAUGACGGGCGUCGUGAAAGCGGUGUUCGCCGUGGUUGCCGCCUUUCUGUUUUUGUAAAUCUGGUAAACCAAAGAACGACCGGUUAUUUUCAGACGGAGAAGCAGAUGCAGUACAACAACGAACGUCAACGUGAAGAAGCUCCUGCCCAUGCAACUGGGCUGGCAAAUGAAUAAUAAUUCGGAGGGUUUUGAAGAAAUACGACGAAUUUGAAUUCGACCGUGGUGUUUUAUUUGCAACACCCAUCCUGUCGAGAGUGAAAGUAUCGACAAGCAUGCUGGUCUCACUUUUGUACGUACGGAGUUUUUUACAGCGGAAGGCAUGAAGAUUUGAAAAAAUACGGAGUUUGUAUCUUGUCACAAUCUUGUUAAGGAUUUAAUGCACUGAGGUCUACCAAUUAUGAGCCUUUUUUUUUUUGCGAGUUUACCUUUUUCGCUUUCGAGUUCUUGUUAACAUUUAUUCGGACAUGCCGGAAGAUGUCGUGCAUGUUUACAACACGACCCGGAAAGAGCUAUAUGUUUUUCUCUUUAAUUCUAUUUUUCAAUUUAGGUUAACGUUACGUCGUGAACCAGCAUUGUAUAGUUUCAAAAACCACUGCUAAAAAGUAGUCAGUUUAUCCCUAAAUAUUUUUCGUGCAGAUUUGCUAAGUAUAUGGUUCACUAGAGUGAGGUCGAGAGCCUUGCGAUUUUUUGUUCUUGUUCUUAAGUACCCUCAUAGAUAUGCAACUACUAUUUUCAUUGAUGUGCAGCUCGAAACUUCAUCUUGAAAUGAAAAAAUAAACAGCGUAUGUUGAAGCACUUUGUUUUGAACGUGUGUGCAGAAAAAUUUUGAUGACGACUCGUCAACGAUUCCCCGUGACAAGAAUCGAUGCGGUUUUUCAAAUCGCGCAACAGUGUGACUGCUAGAUCGUGUGCAACAGCAGUAGCAGUAGAAGACUUUGUGCGUUUAGGAAGAAAUUUGGCUUGCUUCUUUUUCCUUUAUCCAGGACCCGAAGCUGCUGAGGAAACAACUUUGUCGAGCGAUGCGUGAGCAGUGUGAUUACGAUUAGUUAGUAGAGAGGGCGCAAAAUAAAUAUCGUGUGCGGGUGGAAAACGUAGCCUGCGCGUGUCGGGUUCGCUCUAGUUCUUUCUGCUGGGCGAGAUUCUGGGGCACCAACGUGAUCGCCGCCCCAGUUUUGAAACGGGCGGCGCGCCACGGGGGCGUUUUCGGAGCGAGG
This is a messenger RNA of Amoebophrya sp. A120, 4756 nucleotides long. Lineage: Eukaryota; Dinophyceae; Syndiniales; Amoebophryaceae. The record is from the annotation of a GenBank genome assembly.